Parnassius mnemosyne (clouded apollo) is the source of this 441-nucleotide messenger RNA. Lineage: Eukaryota; Metazoa; Arthropoda; Insecta; Lepidoptera; Papilionidae. The record is from the annotation of a GenBank genome assembly.
AUGCCAUUUGGAUUGCGCAAUGCUCCAGCAACGUUUAAACGGUUGAUGGAGCUUGUACUUACCGGGCUAAUUGGCGAUGCCUGUCUGGUCUACUUGGAUGACAUCACCAUCGUAGGCCGUACGUUUGAGGAACACCUUCAAAACCUGGAACGCGUGCUCAUGAAGAUCCAGAGUACCAACCUCAAGUUGAGUCCGAAGAAAUGUUCACUAUUCAAUCAGCAAGUUAGCUUUUUGGGGUAUUUAGUGUCGGAAGACGGUAUCCGCAUCAAGGAUUUGCUGGUUCUUAAAGACAAGACGCAAGUUAAAGCAUUUUUGGCCAAACCCCUGCACGAAGUAACCGAGAAGAAGCAUCCAUACAUACAUAUCGCAUUCCAAGAGCUCAAGGACAGUCUGUGCAAAACACCUAUUUUGGGGUACCCUGAUGCGGGCAAGGAAUUUUAG